This is a messenger RNA of Magallana angulata, 577 nucleotides long. Its product is annotated as echinoidin-like. Lineage: Eukaryota; Metazoa; Mollusca; Bivalvia; Ostreida; Ostreidae. The transcript has 5 exons. The record is from RefSeq and is a predicted model, not a curated record. The coding region runs from base 16 to 552 and encodes 178 amino acids. Gene Ontology annotation, molecular function: signaling receptor activity.
UCUAUUAUUCAGAAAAUGGCGAUUUCUUACUUAGUUAUCGGUCCUCUGUUCUUGUCUUUGAAUCUUUUGCAAUCAGUAACUGGAGAUUGUAGGGAUGGAUGGACCAAAUUCCAGGGAAGCUGUUAUUUGUUUGCGAGUGAUCAAGCAAGUUGGCCAGAAGCCGAGGCAUUCUGCUUGAGUAUGAAUUCCAAUUUGGUCGAAAUUGGAAGCGAGUCAGAAAAUGCUUUUGUUGAGGGCGAAUUGAAAAUCAUUCAUGGUCAUGAUUCACAUUCGAGUCAUCAAAACGAGGUUUCUUACUGGUUGGGAGGAAAUGAUUUAGAAAUGGAAGGAACUUUCAAAUGGGUCAGAAGCGAUGCUCCUUUGGUCUUCACCGACUGGAAUCCAGGGCAACCAGACGACUUUUCCUCUGGAGAAGAUUGUAUAGAACUCCAGGGCGCAAUGGACUACCACUGGAACGACCUGUCAUGUAGCGCGAGGCAUCGAUUCAUUUGUGAAUCGUCAGCUUAUGGCCCGGAUAGUGGAGCGAUAUCCAGUGUGAUUGGAAAACGCUGAAAAUAAAAUCUCAUUAAUUUCAAGA